This is a messenger RNA of Lymnaea stagnalis (great pond snail), 747 nucleotides long. The record is from the annotation of a GenBank genome assembly. Lineage: Eukaryota; Metazoa; Mollusca; Gastropoda; Lymnaeidae.
UCUGUUUUUGUCUCUUCAUUUACUACUAACUUGACGAAGACUGUAUUUGUAGACAAGAACAUGGCAGAAAUGUGUGCCAUUCGCACAUGUCUUCCAGAUGUGUCUAUAAGACUCUGUGCUUUUCACAACGCCACAGUUGUCAAAAAAGCACUCCAGCAGAGAAAGCUGCCCUCUCACAGCCAGAGCUGUCAAAAAAGCUCUCCAGCAGAGAAAGCUGCCCUCUCAUAGCCACAGCUGUCAAAAAAGCUCUCCAGCAGAGAAAGCAGCCCUCUCAAGCCACAGCUGUCAAAAAAGCUCUCCAGCAGAGAAAGCUGCCCUCCCAAGCCACAGCUGACAAAAAAGCUCUCCAGCAGAGAAAGCUGCCCUCUCAAGCCACAGCUGUCAAAAAAGCUCUCCAGCUUAGAAAGCUGCCCUCUCACAGCCACAGCUGUCAAAAAAGCUCUCCAGCAGAGAAAGCUGCCCGCUCCUCAAAUUUCUUGCAUACUUGAUCUGUUUGCAGAAAAAAAAUCCUGCAGAGCUUUGUCUCAGUUCAUUUUGCUUAGGGAUAAAAUAUCUGAUAUUUCAUAUCCAGAAGUUGUUUUGUACUUUCAAUCCAACUGGUGGAACUGUCCCCAACUUUGGGCAGCUUCUUUAGUAGAAUCCGCCACCUUUCACAUAAACACCACUAAUCAUGCUGAGACUAGUGAGACAUCUGAUAAAAAAAUAAAGCAAGUCCUAACAUCUAAAACACCCCUCAGUGUUUUAUAA